Molecule: messenger RNA, 1311 nt
Organism: Zingiber officinale
Lineage: Eukaryota; Viridiplantae; Streptophyta; Magnoliopsida; Zingiberales; Zingiberaceae
Product: ribonucleoside-diphosphate reductase small chain-like
Exons: 1
Coding region: 77-1117 (346 amino acids)
Biological process (GO): deoxyribonucleotide biosynthetic process
Molecular function (GO): oxidoreductase activity
Source: RefSeq, a predicted model, not a curated record
UCCCUCCACCUCUUCCCUACACGCCCUGUCUCUUUUUUCUGCCCAAACCGUCUCCUUUCGUCUCUGCAACCCUAAAAUGCCGGCGAUAAGCCUACCUUUGGUUGCCGCCUCUCCUGUCGGAGGAGCAAUCGAAGCGGAAUACGAGCCGUUGCUGGCGGAUAAUCCCGACCGCUUCUGUAUGUUCCCUAUCACCUAUCCCUCCAUCUGGGAGUUCUACAAGAAGGCGGUGGCCUCCUUCUGGACGGCGGAGGAGGUGGACCUCUCGGACGAUCUCCCCCACUGGCAGCACCGCCUCUCCGAUGACGAGCGCCACUUCAUCUCCCACGUCCUCGCCUUCUUCGCUGCCUCCGAUGGUAUUGUCCUCGAGAACCUCGCCGCCCGGUUCAUGCGCGACGUCCAACUCCCCGAGGCCCGCGCCUUCUAUGGCUUCCAGAUCGCCAUCGAGAACAUCCACUCUGAGAUGUACUCCCUCCUCCUUGACACCUACGUCAAAGACCACAAGGAGAAGUCGCGCCUUUUCCACGCCAUCGACACGGUGCCGGCCGUUGCUCGCAAGGCGGAAUGGGCUCUUCGAUGGAUCGACUUCUCUGGCUCAUUCGCUGAGCGCCUUGUUGCAUUCGCUUGCGUCGAGGGCAUCUUUUUCUCCGGCUCUUUCUGUGCCAUCUUCUGGCUCAAGAAGCGCGGGCUCAUGCCUGGUCUCACUUUCUCAAACGAGCUCAUCUCCCGCGACGAGGGGCUCCAUUGUGAUUUCGCCUGCCUCCUCUACGGUCUCCUCCGUAACAAACUCUCUGAGGAUAGGGUCCGCGUCAUCAUCGCCGACGCCGUGGAUAUCGAGCGUGAUUUUGUCUGCAGCGCUCUGCCUGUGGCUCUCGUCGGUAUGAACGGCGACCUCAUGAGCCAGUACAUUGAAUUCGUGGCAGACCACUUGCUUGUGGCUCUGGGCUACAACAAGAUGUACGGCGCGGCCAACCCUUUUGAGUGGAUGGAGUUUAUCUCGCUUCAAGGGAAGACCAAUUUCUUCGAGAAGAGGGUGGGCGAGUACCAGAUGGCUUCGGUGAUGUCUAGCUUGAACAACAACGGAGCCAUCCACGAGUUCACGUUGGACGAGGAUUUCUAAAGGCUUUCCUGAUUUCGUGGAUAAGAUCAAUCUUAAUAUGUUAAGCAAGUUGUCGUUGAUAUAAAUAACUGCUUUCAGGGUUAGUAAUGUGUUUGUGUUUUUCUCGAUUGUAAAGUGCUCGAGGAAAUGCCUAGGCCCAAUCAACUACUAGUAAGUUUCGUGUUUGAAGAAAUGCUUAAAAGAUGUUUGUGCUA